Molecule: messenger RNA, 874 nt
Organism: Aegilops tauschii subsp. strangulata
Lineage: Eukaryota; Viridiplantae; Streptophyta; Magnoliopsida; Poales; Poaceae
Source: RefSeq, a predicted model, not a curated record
UCGCUUCCAUCCCACCACCUUUUCUCAGCAGAAGCAACGAAGCCAAGCCAAGCCAAUCCAUCUCCUCUCGUCUACUCUCGGCUGCGAAUUAAACCCACCCGCGAAUCCUCCGAUUCUUAUUCUUCCUCUCGCGGCGCGGCGCGAAUCAGUGAUCAAUGGCGUUAGCAUCGGGACCCGCGGCCACGUUCUCCGCCCGCCCCGCGGCGCCGGGCGCCGGCCGGCCCUACUCGUGCGCAGCCGCGGCCACCGGAGGUGCCAGGUUCCGCGGCGCCGACGGGAAGUGGUGGGCGCCGCUGCUGGGGUGGUCGGGCCAGCCAGACUACAUCGACGCCCAGCCGGCGCCUGCACCGGUGUCGGAGGAGGAGCGGGCUGCUGCAGGCGGUGCAGCGGGGGCGAGGCGGUUCGGGGUGCUGACGGAGGAGAAGGCGCGGCAGCUGCGGGUGCGGAUGAUGGAGACGGAGAGCUUCCACGACGCCAUGUACCACUCCGCCAUCGCCUCCCGCCUCGCCUCCGCCGCGCGCGACGGCGACGCCAAGCCGUAGAGCGCGGAGCCGAGCAGCUCAGGCUCAGCUCGCCGGCCGGAGCCAUGGGAGACGCGCUGUCUGUGUACAGCUGUACAUACGCUUUCGUUUGUUUUGUCUGUCCGGUUGAUCGUUACUGUACACCAUUAGACAAGAAGAGGCCGGUAAUAUUUAGGACAGCGCCCCUUCAGACCCUCCUGAACUUGAUUAUUCCAUGGAGAUGGGACUGCUUACUUAAUCUCACUAGUUCUGAAGCAAAACUAGCUAGCAGUAGCACCUGAUGAAUGAUGAAUGUACAAAAAUAAUUUGGUUGUGCUGAUGAUUUCAGUUUCGGUUUGCUCAUCAGUGUUUUA